Messenger RNA from Echinops telfairi (small Madagascar hedgehog), 605 nucleotides. It is a transcript of the gene FAM180B, whose product is annotated as family with sequence similarity 180 member B. The transcript is spliced from 3 exons. NCBI's taxonomy places the organism in Eukaryota, Metazoa, Chordata, Mammalia, Afrosoricida, Tenrecidae. The record is from RefSeq and is a predicted model, not a curated record. Bases 1 to 537 code for a protein of 178 amino acids.
AUGGAGGGACCCCUACCUGACAGCAAAGGGCACCCCUGGGGAGCUGGGGUAUCCAGAGUGAAGCGUGUCAGGGGCCUGGCUUCUCUCUCUGCUCCAGGGCAGCCUGCAGACAGCGACAGCAUGGGAGAUGGCCUGCAGGAACCAGAGGCCCCAGAAGUGAUGUUUGAGUUACUCUGGGCCGGGCUGGAGCUGGAUGGCAGGGGGCAACUGCACAUUCAGGAUGAGGAACUGGCGUCCACCCACCCAGGCCGCCGCCUCAGCCUCCUCCUGCAGCACUGGGUGCCCAGCGACGUGGAGGGUGUGGAACAGCGGCUGCAGCAGCUGCAACACCUGCGCGAGGGGCCUCCUCUGAGCCCCUGGGAGUUUCAGCAGCUGCUCCUCACAGGCCUGUCCUGUGUCUAUCGGCUCCACGCGGCCAGUGAGGCAGAGGAGCGGGGCCGCUGGGCCCAGGCCUUUGCCCUCCUGGCCCAGGAAACACUCUGGGACCUGUGUAAGGGUUCCUGCCCCCAGGACCAGCUACCUUCACUGGGGCCCUAGGCCUUGACCUUUAACCCCUUCCCCUGACCCUCCCUCCCACCUGUCCUUAUCCCUUGCCCCCAGCACCC